Salvelinus sp. IW2-2015 is the source of this 1299-nucleotide messenger RNA. The record is from RefSeq and is a predicted model, not a curated record. Lineage: Eukaryota; Metazoa; Chordata; Actinopteri; Salmoniformes; Salmonidae.
AGCUGUACCUGAUGCCAGCCAAGCACCAGCCAGACUUCUCCUUCCUGCGUCAUGUUCCUCUGAGGAGGGUUCACCUGUUCACCCUGGUCCAGAUCAUCUGCCUGGCUGUCCUCUGGAUCCUCAAGUCUACUGUCGCUGCCAUCAUCUUCCCUGUCAUGAUCCUGGGUCUGAUGGUGGUGCGUAAGAUGAUGGACCUGAUGUUCUCUCAACACGACCUGGCCUGGCUGGACGACAUCCUGCCGGAGAAAGACAAGAAGAAGGAGAAAGGGGGGAAGAAAAAGAAAGACAACAAAAAGACCAAAGCAGCAGCAGAGACAGAGAGCGACGAGGAGCCCAAGACUCCCCUCCCUCCUCCAGUGAAGAUACUCAUGGACACCAUAGACCUGCCUAAAGACCCUGAUCCCUCUGUAACCCCACCCACCCAGCCCCCCGUCUCUCACUGAGAAGAACGUUUACUCUAGUGUGAAUCCUGAUGACAGUGAGCUGGACCGCAGAAUUACUCUGCACCUGAAGAUCUGCCCCCCCUCACCUGCCCACUCCCAGGUGAGCCUUACCCCCGGAUCAUCAUCACGCCCUCCUGUUUCCCAGUUUGACAUCCAGGUGGAGUCUGAAUACAAGGAGUCUGACCUCGACCCACUGGGUCACGACCUUUACCCCAGCAUUAACCCCUGUCCUCUGAAUGGCCGCUACCUGACCUCUAAGACUCAACGCGACCAGUACCAAUACAAAAACUCACACUCUCAUCCCUAUGAUGUAGGCAGCGAAACCUUGCUGUAGGUUGACAGCACAUAGACACACAGACACAUACAGUAUAACCAGUUACGCAAUCCUCAAAACUAUACAAGACUACAGUUUCUCUCCAGUUUAUAUAUUAAUAAGAUUUGCCUUUUAACCCGAGGUACCUGUCAGUUAUUAUAAGAAGACAGACAAAUUAUAACUUUUAUAUAUUCAGUACCCUUGCCCAUUACACCGAUUUAGUACAUCAACAAAAAAUAAACAACAAAAAAUAUAUUAAUUACUUGAUUGCAAAUGUAUCUGUACAAUUAUAAAAAAAGAAGAAAAAAUAUAGAAAUAUAGAAAUGUGAGCGUUGUGAUAAUAAUGGUUUAACUGAUGACUGAUGUAUUGUUUAUUGCAUUUAUUAGGUAUUUUGUUUUCAGUGCAUUCACCUUUAUGAAUAUAUGUGUAUAAAUGACUGUUGGAUAAAGUGAGAUACUAAUAUCAGAGUGUACUUACAUUGGAUUGUAAAGAUUUACAAAGGCAUGUUAAUAAAAUAGUAUUAAAAAACCUUGUAGUCUAAA